AGGUCGAAGUGGAAUGGAGGACCCUCUAAGAUUCAUAAUCCCGGCAUCAAUCUCAGCUCUUAUAUUUAUCAUACUUACUGGACUAGCCUGCUUUUUCUACUGGAGAAAACAUGAGAAACGUGACAAUUUCAAAAAUAAACUUAUCAAUAGAUUAUGCUGUUGCUGUAUUCAUACAAGUGCAAAAUUCCGGAAAUAUUCUAGCUCAUCAGAUGAGUUAGGAACUCUUGAAAAAACAGAGAAAAGGAUAAAAAAUACAACGAACACACCCACCAUGCCCAAACAAUGUCCAGGAUGUACAUGUACACAAUGCCCUCAACAGUGUUCUGAGAACCAAUGUAUUCACCCAUUCCAACGAUAAAUCACAACAUCGAUAUCAUCAUCAAUAUGAAUGAGGAUAGGAUUCAACCACAUUCCUCAAUGCAGAGUUCAAGCUGGGCUACCGCCUAACACUCUAUUAGUCCCUCAUAUAGUAACUUCAAUUCGCGCAAGCAACUACCGGCUGCCAGCUAACAUAUUAACCUAUUAAUUUGCAUAAGUUAACCCAUCAUUUUGAAGUUGAAAAACAUUUCAUUAGACAACAAACAGUGAUCAGCGAUCACAUGACUUUUUAUGCCACUGAAAGGAUCGAAUAUAGCCUUUGGAGAUAGUAUGGAGUGUGGAUACCACACUGUUACUUCAAAAACCUAGUGCAGGCCCUGGCUGUGCAAUACUGGAAAACUCAGCCAUCAGCAUGAAUAUAUCAAUCAACAUUCUGCAAUAUAAUAUAUUUGAAA
Molecule: messenger RNA, 773 nt
Organism: Owenia fusiformis
Lineage: Eukaryota; Metazoa; Annelida; Polychaeta; Sabellida; Oweniidae
Source: the annotation of a GenBank genome assembly